AUGUUCUCGAGAAGUAAAGCAGGGCUCAAUCCUGAGGCACAGAAAGUGGUGACGCAACUUUCGGUUAUGUCAGCAGGUAGAAAAAUGCCCAAGAUGCUGAAGCUUUGCAAUGAAGAUUAUAUCAAGCAUAAGACUAUAAUGAAAGCUUGGUCUGUGAAAAGAAAGCAGGAAAAGGAGGCAGAAGAAAGAUCAAUUAAGAAACAGUACAGAAGUAUUAGAGAAGCAUUUGAAGACUUGAAGCUGGCUAGUCCUAAGCUCUUUGAAAAAGCCAAUGAACAUGAAUACGGAAAGCGGUUUCCCUUAGAGAUGAGAAUACCCACAGAGUAUCCCCCAAGACAGAUAUGGUACUACGAUUAUGUGCCACGGAAGAGAAACGAUUAG
Brettanomyces nanus is the source of this 381-nucleotide messenger RNA. RefSeq lists its product as uncharacterized. The record is from RefSeq and is a predicted model, not a curated record. The coding region runs from base 1 to 381 and encodes 126 amino acids. Gene Ontology annotation, molecular function: structural constituent of ribosome. Lineage: Eukaryota; Fungi; Ascomycota; Pichiomycetes; Pichiales; Pichiaceae. Gene Ontology annotation, biological process: mitochondrial translation. The transcript has 2 exons.